AUCAAAGAACAUGGCGGCGCCCACAGAUUUCAACAAUUGUUCUUCGCAUCGCAAAUGGUGAUGACAAUGUCACAGCUCCAUAUCGUCAGCUGACAUUUCGUUUGUAUGUCGCCCUGUAAGCUAUAAAGGUUUUGGAUACCGGUUUCGGCAGCAAUUUAUGGCAGUUGGCCAUGAACUGAAGUAUAAAUGAAACAUUAGCCUAAUCAUCUGAUCAAAACUGUAUCACCAUGCCAUGGGGACAAGUUGUCAUUGGCCCUCCAGGGUCUGGGAAAACAACAUAUUGUACUGGCAUGUCAGAAUUUCUAACUGGUCUUGGCAGAGAGGUUGCAGUGGUAAAUCUGGAUCCAGCUAAUGACACACUGCCUUACAAAUGUGCUGUGGACAUAUCUGAUCUGAUCACACUGAGUGAUGUCAUGGACAACUUGAAGCUCGGACCAAAUGGAGGACUGAUUUACUGCAUGGAAUAUCUGGAAAAGAAUUUUGAUUGGUUGAAAGAACAACUGGAGAAGGUCAAGGUGAAUUACAUAUUGUUUGAUUUCCCAGGUCAAGUGGAACUGUAUACACAUCACAACUCUGUCCGUAAUGUGUUGGCGGAACUACAGAAGUGCAGCUACAACUUAGUAGCUGUGCAUCUUGUGGACUCACACUACUGCAACGAAGCAGGCAAAUUUGUGUCAGUGUUGCUCACGUCGCUGUCAACAAUGCUGCAGAUGGAGUUGCCGCAUGUCAAUGUGUUAUCAAAGGCAGACUUGAUAGAGAAGUAUGGAAAGUUGGCAUUCAACCUUGACUUCUACACAGAGGUGCUUGAUCUCAACUAUCUACUGGACCAUCUGCAGGAUGACCCAGUGUUCCAGAAGUACAAGAAGUUAAACGAGGCCCUGAUUGGUGUGAUCCAGGACUACAGUCUGGUCUCCUUCGUCAUGCUCAACAUACAGGACAAGGAGAGCAUGCUGCGUGUGAUGAAGUCUGUGGACAAGGCUAAUGGCUAUGUGUUCGGGGACACAGAGGAGAGGAGCAUCCAGUCUCUGCUGUCGUGUGCGGUUGGGGCCGAGUUUGAAUACGACAAGAUCAAGGAUGUUAGGGAAAAGUACAUGGACACUGAUGCCGUUACAGAAGAUCAAGAUGACUUUCCAUGAUGAUAGAACUA
Molecule: messenger RNA, 1147 nt
Organism: Haliotis rubra (blacklip abalone)
Lineage: Eukaryota; Metazoa; Mollusca; Gastropoda; Lepetellida; Haliotidae
Product: GPN-loop GTPase 2-like
Exons: 4
Coding region: 228-1136 (302 amino acids)
Cellular component (GO): cytoplasm
Molecular function (GO): GTPase activity
Source: RefSeq, a predicted model, not a curated record